AUGCGCGCUGGGCAGCCGUUCGAUUGGGACAGGAUCCCUUUUGUCCUUGAGAUCAGAGGGCAAACUGUGGAGGACUUCAUCUCCGAUGCGCAGGACAAAACACGCAAUGCCCGGACCAAGUCAGAGCUGGCAGGGUUCAACGUGUGGAAAGAACAGCUGAACGCAGACCAGUGCCAGUUUGAAGCCCAAAAGAUUAUGAGAGGCUCUGGAGCCAAAGCGGAGAAGGUGGAGAAGACUGAGAAGACUGAAGAAGAAGCGGAUGACGGGGGCCAAGUCAAGGAUGAGGAUGAGGGAGAUGAUCAGUCGGGGGAUGAGAGUGAUGAGGGGAAGGAAAACCCAGAAAUUGCUGACAUCCGGGAUUUGAGACACCGGAAGACGCUUUCUGUCAAAGAGCGUAGUCUCGUGGUCAAGGACUUGGUGUGGGUGUUCGACCAGGCAAGCAUCUACGGAAAGCGGUCUGGCGCCAUUCAUGGUCUGGCAGUCAUACACAAGGAGAAGUCCAACAUCGUCCGUGGGAGCAAGGGCUGGAAACUUGGUUGCGUUCACGAUGUGCAGAUGCUUUCGCGGGGUGCCAUGUUCAAACCAGAGGCUGCAAGCACUGUUCCCCACCUGGGGCGAGCAUUCACAGAUGCUCAGGAGCUUCGUCAGGUCGCUGGGGGCUGCGACUUUGUCCGUCGCACACUUGCAUCAUUCCUGCCAGAGAGCUCAUCCACAUGUGUGCUGAUCGACUUGCUUGGGUAUGACGCAUGGCCAGCUCUAGCUGCUUUGGAGGAACGCUCUGAUGGUCGCCGAGUCCUGUGCGGAACUGUGGUGCUGGAUCGGCCUCAAGACACCUUGCAGCAGAGGGUGGCAAACAAAUUGUAUGAAUCAGCCCGCCAGGGCACUAUCGAGAUAGAGAACUUUCCUGACUACAAUCCUUUGGUGAGUGCCAUACAGAAUGUCUCAACAGUUGAGUCUGAAGUGUCGUAUCAAGUGACUUUGAAGCGACACGACAAGCUCUUGAUCCUUUCUGCCCUGGCCAACAAGUUUCUUGAAUCAGAUGAGUUUGGCCAAGAAUGUCGUUCAAUGAUCGAUGAGCACAACAAGUACUUCAACCCAGAUGGGGAGUUCAUGGCGGAGCCGGAGCAACCCAGUUCAGAUGACCCUGGUCGUCCUCUCAAAAGGAUCAAGUUGGAGCAGGGGGAGAUGGGCACAGAGAAUGAUGUUGUCAAUCUUUCCAACCCGUAG
Molecule: messenger RNA, 1227 nt
Organism: Durusdinium trenchii
Lineage: Eukaryota; Dinophyceae; Suessiales; Symbiodiniaceae
Source: the annotation of a GenBank genome assembly